This is a messenger RNA of Cryptomeria japonica (Japanese cedar), 2446 nucleotides long. Its product is annotated as protein DETOXIFICATION 46, chloroplastic. Gene Ontology annotation, cellular component: membrane. NCBI's taxonomy places the organism in Eukaryota, Viridiplantae, Streptophyta, Pinopsida, Cupressales, Cupressaceae. The coding region runs from base 258 to 2258 and encodes 666 amino acids. Gene Ontology annotation, molecular function: xenobiotic transmembrane transporter activity; antiporter activity. Gene Ontology annotation, biological process: transmembrane transport. The transcript is spliced from 14 exons. The record is from RefSeq and is a predicted model, not a curated record.
GAAUGGGCCACUGAGAAAGACAAAAUAAAUAGAGACACUUCAUAAUUUCAUUUCAAUCCAAGCAACGGGAGAUCAAUAGUUAAAUAACCAGAAUGAAUGCGUUUGGUGAGUUCUCUGUCAUAGGCGCCAGUGCUUAUCACAUUUCCGAGUUGACGCCUUAUUUUUUAUUUGGUACUCCGUGCGCUGGACUUCCAGUUUAUAAAAAGUAUAAAUACUAUUAGAACUUGAAAUUCUGUAGUUGUUAAGGCAUUUAUCUCAUGGAGCGAUGCAUUAAUCGUCUCCCUUCACAAAGCUCAGCUAGAGUCGUCAGGUCAUACGGAAUUUCCAACCAGAUUGUUAAGGCCAGAGAUGUAUCCGUUUCUUUGGGGCUGGCUGUGGACAAGGUUGGAUCACAGCACAAUCUUUUGAGACUUGGUUGUGGAUCAAUUGUGCCUUUCAACCAGAAGAGAAAACCAAAUGAAUAUUUCAGCCUUGGUUUUCGGCAAAUGAGAUGUACUUCUGACGCUCAACAAAUAGUCGAAGUAGGGGGUUCGACAUCAAAACCAGAAACGUCUGUUUUGGAUAGCAGCUAUACGGAGAAUGGGCUAGAACUCGUCAAGUCUUUUGAAGGCGCGGACAAAGAAAUUCUUGAAGUAUCACUGAGAAGAGAUCCGGUUCCAGAUGAACUAAAAGGUCCUGGUGGGCUUGAGUCUGGACCUUCGCCAAAUGGCAAUGUACAUGGAUCCACGCUUGCAGAGAGAAUGGAAAAUGGGAAUAAGAACAGGGCAGGGACAUCCCAUUCAGCUGUUGGAGAUCGUGUUCAAAUUGGGGAACACGUGGAGAUGGAACGGGAAACUUCAAAUAUUGGAUCCCGUCCAGUACUAAAUGGGUCAGAGAAAGGAGAAGUUGAAGUUAAGGGUAUAUGGCAGCAAAUGAAAGAUAUUAUAGUUUUUGCGGGACCGGCUCUUGGGAUUUGGUUGUCUAAUCCUAGUAUGAGUCUCAUUGAUACUGCUGUUGUAGGCAGCUGUAGCUCUAUGGAACUUGCUGCUCUGGGACCAGGCACAGUCAUGUGCGAUCAGUUAGGUUAUAUCUUCAUGUUUUUAUCCAUUGCGACAUCAAACUUAAUUGCAACAUCUCUUGCAAACAAAGACAGGACUAGUGCAGAGAAACAUCUGUGUCGUUUGCUUCUUGUUGCCAUGACUUGUGGAAUUGGAAUGUUUUUCUUCAUAGAAUUAUGUGGGACAUCAAUGCUAAAAGCCUUUGUUGGGGUAAAAAAUUAUGCUUUGGUUCCUGCAGCAAGAUCCUAUGUUGGGAUUCGUGGUUAUGCAUGGCCAGCUUUACUAGUUGGUAUGGUUGCUCAAAGUGCCAGCUUGGGUAUGCAAGAUUCACGGGGGCCAUUGAAGGUGUUGGCAAUAACAGGUCUUAUAAAAAUUGUAGGUGAUAUUUUGUUAUGUAAAUUUCUUGGAUAUGGGAUUGUGGGAGCGGCAUGGGCUACAACAAUCUCCCAGAGCAUUGCAGCACUUUUUAUGCUGAAAUCUCUCCAUCACAAGGGGUACAAUCCCUUUGCAAUAGUAAUUCCUUCUAUUGGGGAGCUAAUGAAAAUUUUUCAAAUCGCUGGUCCUGUACUCUUAACGAUGAUGUCCAAGAUGGCAUUUUACACGUUUAUUACCUAUCUGGCUACUUCCUUGGGAGCGGUUACUCUUGCAGCACAUCAAGUUAUGAUUGGUGUUUAUUCUCUGUGCACUGUAUCGGGAGAGCCUUUGGCACAAACUGCCCAGUCAUUCAUGCCUGAAUUUAUUUAUGGAAUCAACCGUAAUAUAAGAAAGGCACAGAAAUUGCUAGAGUCACUGAUCAUCAUUGGAACAAUAUUUGGCCUUUCAUUGGGAUUUUUAGCUAGCACAAUGCCAUGGUUCUUCCCCCAGAUGUUUACAAGAGAUGCAGCCAUCAUCAAACAGAUGCAAGGAGUAACACUGCCCUUCUUUUUUAGCUUGAUAAUCACACCGCCAACACUUAGCCUAGAGGGAACAUUAUUGGCAACAAGAGAUUUUAAGUACUUGAGCUUCAGUAUGGUAUCAUGCUUUUGUGGAGGCUGCAUUUUUCUUUUGUUAUUGAAUAACUUCGGUUUUGGGCUGGUGGGAAGCUGGUGGACACUUGUAGCCUUUCAAUGGGGUCGUUUUGCUCUUGCAUUCUUAAGGGUGGCAUCUCCAAAAAGUGUGAUGAUGGAAGUGAUAGAACAGUUUGAUUGGUUCAAGUCUAAGAUCCAUUUGAAGGCUAUCUAAGGUGUUUUUUAAUUAUCUAACCAUGAACCAAUGUGGUAGGACCAAGAAGGGGUUAAUAUUCAAGUCCUUUAUUUCAAAUGUAUUUACAUAAAAAAACACGAAUCUACUUUAAUGAUUUCAUAUGUAAAAAUUGCAUCGAUUUUUUAUUUAUUUAUAAAAAAUAGUCUCCAUAUCAUAGCUAUUUUGCA